Messenger RNA from Plasmodium vivax (malaria parasite P. vivax), 1743 nucleotides. Its product is annotated as phosphate transporter, putative. The record is from RefSeq and is a predicted model, not a curated record. The transcript has a single exon. Gene Ontology annotation, cellular component: membrane. The coding region runs from base 1 to 1743 and encodes 580 amino acids. NCBI's taxonomy places the organism in Eukaryota, Apicomplexa, Aconoidasida, Haemosporida, Plasmodiidae. Gene Ontology annotation, biological process: phosphate ion transmembrane transport. Gene Ontology annotation, molecular function: phosphate transmembrane transporter activity.
AUGGCAUUUGUGACUGGAGCAAAUGAUAUAGCGAACACAUUUAGCACCUCCAUAGGAUCCAAAGCACUAACCAUUAAGAAAGCUUUAAUAAUUGCCUUCUUUUUUGAGGCAUUAGGAGCUUCCUUACUUGGUGGGACAGUCACAGACUCCAUACGAUCAAAAAUAAUCAAUUUUGAAGCCUUUUACGAUGCGCCCGAAUUUCUGAUGCUGGGGAUGUUUUGCGCCCUUAUGGGUGCAACCAUGUGGCUAGCCAUAGCGACAUGUUUAGGAUUGCCUGUCUCGACCACGCACAGUAUAAUAGGAGCAUUGUUAGGCUUCGGACUGGCAGCAGGGCAUAGUAAGUCAAUUAAAUGGGAGAAAAUACACAGCAUUGUAAUAUCCUGGUUUGCAGCCCCCAUUUUGGCAGGAAGUUGUUCAGCUGUAGCGUUUACCCUACUGCGGCAUUUGAUACUCCGGAGGAGAAAUUCUUUUCAAAUAAUUAAGAGAUCGUAUUGGUUCCUCAUUUUUCUGAUUACCCUACCGUUUAGUGUGUUCUUAGUGUUCCAGAAUCCCAUAGUAUUAAAUUUGGAGUGUAGGAUGAAAAAGGACAAACAGAUCGUCACCACAUCGCCAUGUUACAUUCAAGACUGGAGUGCAGCCAACCCGUUCUACUCCACCAUAGCUUGCCUGGUCCUCUCCUCCAUCCUCACCUGCAUAGGAUCCAUCAUCAUCUACGUAGUGUACAAUGAGAGGUUGAAGAAUUUCAGUUUUAGGAAAAAUUUAUUUGGGGACGACAUGAUGAACGAUUUGGAAAAGAAUGGAAAGGAUGCAAAUAACAACACCAUUUGUAACGUCAACAAUAGUAGCCUGAACUCGGUUGCUUCGAAUGAGACCCAGGUUACGCAGCCGAAGGGGGGUGCAGGAGCGGCCCAGCAGCAGGGAGGUAGUGGAGCCACAGCAGGAGUAGCGGCACCUGCUGGGGAGGCUUUACCCCACUGUGAAAAGAGGAAAAACCAAGCUGAACAGAACUACCAAACGGUUAUCAACAUGAAGAAUAUGGAGGAGAAGAAUGAACUUUUGGAGAAAAAAAAAAGUGGAAAUUUGGGCAGGGCUGGCAGCAGCAUUAACAGUGGUAGCAAUAAUGCCAAUAGUAACAUAGCCCAAACGGUGAUCGAAAAUUUCGAUCCCGAGACAGAAAUCGUUUUUUCGUCGCUUCAAAUCAUUAGUGCCAUUUUGGGGGUGGUGGCCCAAAGUGCAAACGACACGGCUAAUGCGAUAGGCCCCUUUGCCGCCGUUUUUAACACGUACAAUAAUGGCAUUAAGGGGAAGCUAAAAGUUCAGUGGUACAUCCUACUGUUUGGGGGUCUGUCCAUGUCCCUUGGUCUGUCCGUGCUAGGCUAUCGAGUCAUCAGGACGGUGGGAAUGAAAUUAAUUAAAAUUACUCCGUCGAGAGGUUUCACCAUUGAACUUAUUUCCGGGUUGGUGGUCCUAUUUUUUAGUAUUUGUGGUAUCCCGCUGAGUUCCACCCAUUGUGCAGUGUCUAGUGUGAUUGGUCUGGGCCUCGUGGAGGCCAAGAUUUCGGAAGAGAAUGAAGCCGCCGGUGCAGGCAAGGACAAGUCCCAAGUGGAUAAGAAUGCAAAUCUGCCGGUGAAGAAGAAGAGCCUGUUUUGCCCCUUCUCCUUUUUGAACACCUCCUGCGUGAAUUUGAAGCUCUUUAGGACCAUCUUUCUUUCCUGGAUCAUCACGGUGUCCUUUUCGGGUUAG